Molecule: messenger RNA, 837 nt
Organism: Chanos chanos (milkfish)
Lineage: Eukaryota; Metazoa; Chordata; Actinopteri; Gonorynchiformes; Chanidae
Product: zinc-binding protein A33-like
Exons: 5
Coding region: 1-837 (278 amino acids)
Molecular function (GO): protein binding
Source: RefSeq, a predicted model, not a curated record
AUGGAGGAGGAGCUCAUGACUAUGUUGAAGCCAUUACAGGAGAAACUGCAAGAUUUUGAAGAAACCAAAUUGACCUGGACUAAAAUAGCAGAGUACAUUAAGAGCCACGCCGCCAAAACAGAGUGGCGGAUUAAGGAGGAAUUCAGAAAGCUUCAACAGUUUCUAGCUGAAUGCACACUUGAAACACUACAGCAUCCAGCGACUGUGUCAGGAGCACCAGUCAAUGUGGCAAAGCACCUGGGCAACCUGAAGUUCAGAGUCUGGGAGAAGAUGCAGGACCUUGUUGAGUUCAGCCCUGUGGUUCUGGAUGCCACCACUGCAUCACCAUGUCUCAUCCUGUCUGAGGAUCUGACCAGUGUGAGAUACACUGAUGAGAAACAGCAGAUUCCUGAUAAUCCAGAGAGAUUUGAUGAAUAUGCAUGUGUUCUGGGCUCUGAAGGCUUUGACUCAGGGAAACACUGCUGGGAUGUUGAUGUUGGGAACAGUACAUACUGGGACUUGGGUGUGACCACAGGGUCAAACCAGAGGACGGGAGACUCAUUCUUUAACACUGGUGUCUGGCGUGUUCGGUUAUACGAUGGUAAAUACAGGUCAAAGGCCUCAGGAGGGUCAAGGACUCCACUGACACUGAAUAAUAAACUCCAGAAGAUCAGAGUGGAAUUGGACUGGGACAGAGGAAGACUCUCAUUCUCUGACCCUCUAAAUAACACACACAUACAUACCUUCACACACUCUUUUACUGAGAGAAUGUUUCCAUACUUAUACAAUCGAUGUAAACUCUCUCCUCUGAGGAUCUUACCAGUGAAGUGUGAUAUAUCAGUGAAACAGCACAGUUAG